Molecule: messenger RNA, 3258 nt
Organism: Pygocentrus nattereri (red-bellied piranha)
Lineage: Eukaryota; Metazoa; Chordata; Actinopteri; Characiformes; Serrasalmidae
Gene: ikbkb
Product: inhibitor of nuclear factor kappa B kinase subunit beta
Exons: 22
Coding region: 241-2571 (776 amino acids)
Biological process (GO): tumor necrosis factor-mediated signaling pathway; peptidyl-serine phosphorylation; positive regulation of transcription by RNA polymerase II
Cellular component (GO): IkappaB kinase complex; cytoplasm
Molecular function (GO): IkappaB kinase activity; protein binding; ATP binding
Source: RefSeq, a predicted model, not a curated record
CUGUUUCAGGAAGUAGAGCGAGUCUUUGGGCGAAGAGUUGUCAUGUUUCUGUGUUGAACCUUAUCACUUUUUCCUCAGGGUUAUGCUGAGAAAAGAGAAAAUAAGAAACACUGGAGAGGGUAAAACUGUCUCAUUCUGAUCCUAACGAGUAAAAACCUCCAGUUCCAGUGAAGGGAAGCGAUUCAGGUGGUAACGUUUAAGGACUCUGGUGAGUUCUGGACCUGAAGGUGAGGGGUCAGUAUGAGCCGAGCUCUCCCAAUGCAGCCCCAGAACUGUGGCCCCUGGGAACUGAAGGAAAGACUCGGAACUGGAGGAUUUGGCAACGUUACUCGAUGGCAGAACAAGGACACCAGCGAACAAAUUGCUGUUAAGCAGUGCCGUCAAGAACUGAGUUCCAAGAAUAAGGAGCGAUGGUGUUUGGAGAUCCAGAUCAUGAAGAGGUUGAAUCAUGUGAACGUGGUGGCAGCGAGAGAGGUGCCGGAAGAGUUGCAGAGAUUAGCCACUAAUGACCUGCCACUGCUGGCCAUGGAGUACUGCCAAGGAGGAGACCUCCGCAAGUAUCUCAAUCUACUGGAGAACUGCUGUGGAAUGAGAGAAGGCUCCAUUCUGAUCCUGCUGCGAGACAUAUCCUCUGCGCUCACGUACCUCCACAAGAAGAGGAUAAUUCACAGGGACCUCAAGCCAGAGAACAUUGUGCUCCAACAGGGAGAAAAAAGGUUGAUUCAUAAGAUCAUCGACUUGGGCUAUGCGAAGGAGCUGGACCAGAGCAGUUUAUGCACAUCUUUUGUAGGGACCUUGCAAUAUCUGGCUCCAGAGUUGUUGGAGCAGCAGAAGUACACAGUGACGGUGGAUUACUGGAGUUUUGGUACCCUGGUGUUUGAGUGCAUCACUGGCUUCAGACCCUUUCUGCCCACCUGGCAGCCUGUACCCUGGCAUAACAAACUGAAGCAGAAGCAUGAAGAUGACAUUGUGGUCUAUGAGGAUUUGACCGGAGAGGUGCACUUCUCCAAACACCUACCUCAGCCCCACAACCUCAACAAGCUGUUAGCUGGCAGUCUGGAAUGCUGGCUACAGUUGAUGUUGAGGUGGUCACCUCAGGAAAGAGGUAAAGACACUAAGCAUAGCUCAAAAGACAGCCUGGAUAAUAACGAUUCCGAAGAAAAGAGCAAGAAAUCCCAGGAAGGAGGGAAAGAUAACCAAAGUGGAUCCAGUAGCUGCUUUGAACAGCUAGAGCGAAUCUUAGAGCUGAAGCUGGUCCAUGUACUGAAUAUGACCUCAGCAGAGAUUUGUACUUACUCAGUGCAGCCUGGAGAGACUGUGGCAUCACUGCAGGAGCGAAUCGCCCAAGACACACACAUUCCCCCAGCCAAUCAGGAGCUGCUGUUGGAAGCGGGACUUGCCCUGGAGCCUCAUAAUGAUGUCAUGCAGUGUGCUGUUGAUUAUACUAUGGUUGAUGGUCGUCGGGCAGAUGUGCCGCUGGUUUUCUUGUUUGACCGCUCCUGCUGCAACUACGAACCCCAGUUCAGCCCACGAAUCCUUCCUGAAAACAUCCGAUUCGUCCAGACGGAGCCUAAGCGCAUGUUGCCCUACAGUUCUCAAAGACGAACAUGUGGACAAGCCUGGCACACCAUAAGAGCACUGAAGGAGGACUGGCAGAAGCUGCAGCAGGGCCAGAAGGCAGCCAUUAUGAGUCUGCUGAGGCAUAAUGGUUCGCUGUCCAAACAGAAGAAUGAAAUGGUGUCUGUGCACCAGAGAUUGAAAGCUACGCUCGAAUUCUUUACCACCAGCCUGCACAUCGACAUGGACAAAUACCAGGAGCAGAGAGCAACUGGCAUAGCUUCAGAGAAGUUACUGAGUGUAUGGAGAGAGAUGGAGCAAACUGCCCUUAACCGUGGCCAGACAGAGGAUGUGACUACGCUGGAGGAGGAGAUGAUGAAACUGCAGACUGAUAUAGUGGAUCUACAGAGACAUCCGUGGAGAAGUGGUGAAGCUCUGGAGUCACUAGAGGUGAAGGCAAUGGAGUUGUUUCGCAAGCUCAGAGAGAAACCCAGAGAUCAAAGGUGUUUGGGCGACUGUCAGGAGGUGGUGAAGCUGGUGGUGCAGGCAAUUCAGUUUUAUGAGAAGAAGCUUCGGGAGUUCUACGCACACCUCAGUAAGACGGUGGUGUGCAGGCAGAGGGUGAUGGAGUUGCUUCCCCGAGUGGAGGGCAUGGUGAGCAGUAUGGCUCAGUGUGAGCAGGACCUGCUCCGUAUGCAGGAGAAGAGACAGAAGGAGCUGUGGAACCUGCUCAAAGUGGCCUGUAGUAAAGUUCGGAGUCCAGUUAGUGGAAGUCCAGACGGAGGACGGACCCCACCCUCUUCCGGCCCUCCACCUCUGCAGCAUCGACCUGCUCAUCCUAUUAGUCUGCCUAUUCUCCACCAACCGGAAGAGUCCUUUGUUGUAAUUGAAGAAAGCAAGACAUUUGAGAGCAGGUUGCAGAGUCUGCUGCAGGAAACAAUUAAGGAGACAGAAAACAGCAUGGAGAUGCUGCAGGAAUGGACCUGGCUGAAUGGAAGUCAGGAUCUCUCCUGAUAUUAAAUCCAAUCCCCUUUACCUAAAUGAAUGUAUGGUGAAAGGAGAGUACGUCAGGGCUGUCUGGUCCUGGAGGGCCGGUCCCCAGCACAGGGUAUUUUCCUGCUCAAACACAUACAAAAAUCUCCAAACUGUUGGACACAGGCCCUCCAGAACCAGAAUUGAAUACCCAGUGUAUGUUGUUUGUGGAGCUCUCCUGCCUCCUACUGGACAAACAGACAAACUACAGGCAACAACACAAUUUUUCCUCUCUGCAUCCCACUUGGUCAGUUUACUUUUUUUUGUCUGUAUGUAUGCGAAUACUGUGUCAUCAUCACACUGAAUGAACUGACGUGUUGGUUUUACACAUGGUAAUAUUUUUAGUAUGUAAAACAAGUUAAUUCUGAAUUUAUUCUCAAAAUUUAUUUUUAACACUUUGACACUGUAUCAAGUUUAUAACAAUAGGUGAAAUAACAAUUAUUAAAAUGAGAAGACAUACAUUUCCAAUUGAGCCAUCAUUCCUCUUUAUUGGGUUCCACAAUGUCAGUUUCUCAAUUUAGUCAUCCACCACAGCACAGUGAGAAUAAAACAGGUAUGUGUUUUGAAUGAAGAAAAGACAAGAAAACAAAGGAAAUGCUCCCUUUGUCGCUAACUCCUACCAAAACACAGACAAGAAAAUCAAAGGACUAAAUAUUCAGUGAUAUGUUU